CGUGGAAAAAGGAAACGGGGACUAAUAGAGAUAAACUAACGUGUGUUGUUGAAAACGCGGGGUCGAAAAAGCGAAUAGCGUUGCAGUAACAGUAAGAGAUGAUUGGCGAUGUAUGAUUGGUUGGUUUUUAUUCUCUGUUCUCGUUUGUGGAGUGGAGAACAGAAGGCCAUCACCUCCCUUGCUUUCUUUUCUCUCUUUCUUUUCAUGAACUUUUUUUUUUUAAUUUUUCAUUAAAAGAUUAUUGAUAAUAAUAAUAAUAAUUAUUAUUAUUAUUCAUAUCGGUUUUAUUUAACUGUUGUUGUUGGUGGGUGAACCGGUGAAGGGUGAUCUUAGUUUAAGUGAGUGAGGGAGAUGGAAUGUGAAGAGUGAGUGACAGGGUGGUGAUGAUAGUAUUAUUAUGCGUGUAUGGAAUUCGAUGCCGCGAUUCCCGUGUCCCGAGAGCACCUUCCUCAAGAUGCAAUGUGGCAAAUUAACUUAAGGUCAAGUGAAACAAUGGAAUCUGGACCUUAUCCCGAGCAUCCAGGAGAACCAGAUUGUUCAUAUUACAUUAGGACCGGCCUUUGUAGAUUUGGAGCAACAUGUAGAUUUAAUCAUCCUCCUAACAGAAAGCUGGCUAUUGCUGCUGCACGGAUGAAAGGUGAAUUCCCAGAAAGGAUAGGACAGCCAGAAUGCCAGUACUAUUUAAAGACAGGAACUUGCAAAUUUGGAGCCACAUGCAGGUUUCAUCAUCCUAGAGACAAGGCUGGGAUUGCUGGAAGAGUUGCCUUGAACAUUUUAGGCUAUCCUCUCCGCCCAAAUGAGCCUGACUGUGCUUAUUAUUUAAGAACUGGACAAUGUAAAUUUGGGAACACUUGCAAAUUUCACCAUCCCCAACCAAACAAUAUGGUGCUUUCCAUGAGAAGUUCUCCUGUUUAUCCUAGUGUCCAAUCUCCAACUACACCAGGUCAGCAGUCUUACGCUACAGGAAUUACAAAUUGGCCCAGUUCAUCAUAUAUUCCUAGCCCUCGUUGGCAAAGUCCUUCAAGUUAUGCUCCUUUAAUUCUACCUCAGGGAAUGGUUUCAGUUCCUGGCUGGAGUGCAUACAGUGGUCAAAUGGGAUCAGAUAGUUCACAACAAACAAUGGGAAAUGGCCAAAGCUAUGGAACCAAUCGGCAAAGUGAACCAACCAAUGCAGGAUCCCAGGGAGCAUAUUCUCAAUUCCGCUCUGGCUCUGUUCCUGUAGGUUUCUAUGCGUUGCAGAGGGAGAACAUAUUUCCUGAGAGACCUGAUCAACCAGAAUGUCAAUUUUACAUGAAGACUGGAGAUUGCAAGUUUGGUGCAGUCUGUCGUUUCCAUCAUCCACGUGAAAGGAUGAUUCCUGCUCCUGACUGUGUUUUGAGUCCUAUAGGCCUUCCUUUACGUCCUGGAGAGCCUCUUUGUGUCUUCUAUUCACGGUAUGGCAUAUGCAAAUUUGGUCCAAGUUGCAAGUUUGAUCACCCAAUGGGAGUCUUUACCUAUAACAUAUCUGCAUCACCUUCAGCUGAUGCCCCAGGGCGGCGAAUGUUAGGUUCUUCAUCAGGAACUUCUGCAUUAAAUUUAUCAUCAGAAGGACUUGUUGAGUCAGGCUCAGCAAAUCCAAGGAGGCUUUCAUUAUCAGAGACCAGACAGAUUCCUUCUGGUGAUGAUAACAUUGAUGAAGAGGGAUAAUGAUGUCUCUUGGAAAUGGGUUACUUGCUUUUUAAAAUUUUUUUCAGGGGAGAAAAGGGUAAUCUGUAAAUUGAUUUUCCCAUUGCUGAAGGUGUACAGACUACAGAGUUCAUGUGAAGCUGAUUCUAUCAACGUGCUAUUUAAUGCCGUUGACGGAUUCAGUUGUUCUGAAUUUCAUGCUGUCACAUUGUAUAAAUUUUACAAAUAUUUGUCACAUUUGGUGGAAACCAAAUGUGAACAUUUCUUCAGUCCUUAAGUCAGUCUAUAUAUUUAAUGUUUUCCCAAUAUGUAAAAAGUGUUUUUCUGAAAAUCUGUAAUGAUCAAUAUUUGGCUCCUGUGUCAAUCUUUCUUUGGUGCAGGUUUGAAAUUCAGUGCAAAGACUAUUCUAUAUGCGGUCUACUGUGCAUAAUAGAAAUCUUUUUCAACAGCAAACCAACAGUAUGAUCAAUAUCCUUUUUUUUUUUUCACAUUUUUUGUAUAUUUUUAGUGUGCAUACACAUAUUUUUUUCACACUCUAAUCAGAAUAGAAGAGCAUUCUAAUGAAGUCUUAAUUGCUGUAUGGCUGCAUAUUUUCUUCAGUCAAAAUAAAGGCAACUGUUCUAAAAUUUUAUCUGUACCUUUACUUUCCCAUGAUAUAUCUAUUCUUUUUGCAAUGAUUGAUAACUUUGUGGGUGGCAGAGGCCCGCUAAUUUAUGCUGUUUUGCAGAUGCCAAGCCUCAGCGCCAAUGUGACUUCUGUUCAGGCUACAAAAUACUUAACUUAAUGUUUCAAUUAAUUUUGGUGGGUGGAUGGUCCUUUCUGGCUUGGAGUCCGAUUAUCAUCAGUUCACAUGCAAUGCAAUAACUAAAUCAUGGUCGGCAGUUUAUUAGAAGCAUCAUUUCAGUGGCUGUAUAUACAUGUAUUUGAUGUGUUGCUCGCUGAUUCUAGUAUGUCUUAUCAAUAUGCUUACACAGGUACUGCGUCCAUUCUUUCUCCUUUUAUUUACUUAAACAACGAAACGGUCUAAUGAUCAUUGUCACGAAAUGCUCUUUUUUGCAGUCCUGUACUAUAACCCAAAUCUGUAGAAGCGUGUUUCACUGCUCUAGUGUGCUAGUUUUCUGAAUCUGAAAAGAAUAAGGAAGUGCUUUCACUAUUUUUUAAAACUCCAGUUUUUCGAAAAAUAUGAAAAUUAAAGAACUUAUUUUAUCAACUGGUUUUAAAAGUGUAUUUGUUCUGCAUUCCUGUUGUGAUUUCGCUUUGAGCUAGAAGUUAAUAGUUACCUUUCAUAUUUUUUGGUGGAAUGUACGUGAUUUUUGGCUUGUGAUGAGUUUUCAGACGUGAAAGCUAAUAAUACUAGAAGUUUCAGAUUUACAUGUCCCGGAUGCACGAUUUUACCUGCCUGUGGACAUUGAACCAAACAGGUUAUUAUGAGUCAAUUUGCAUUUUCAAGUUUCAUUGGUUAACAAUAGUCCAUAGAAAUAUGCAAGGCUUGUAUGGCAUACAUCCUUUUUGUAGUUGGAUGACGAGUCAUUUGGGCUAAAAUCUGAACUGAUCAUAUUUCUUUUUCCUUCUAACGAUUCAGAUUGGAUUUUUCUUUUGAGGUAAAAUAUUAUUAAAAGUUUCAACCGUUGAUAACACUAAACAGAUGCCACGUAUUAACUUCCUAAAGCAACAGGAUAAGUAAAUACGAUAGAUAACUUAUUUGCUGUAAGUAUUUUUGUCAUUGUCACACUCUAAACCAUUCUGUUUUGCCUCUAAUUUUGUGCGUGCACGAAUUUAAAGCUGUGUAUGUCCUAAGGAAUAAAUCAGUUACUCUUUCUCCCUUUUCUAUAUUUGGUGACAUGUGAAUACGGAAGCCCUAUUAAUGAAAUACACUCAAAAAGUGGA
This is a messenger RNA of Vigna radiata var. radiata (mung bean), 3552 nucleotides long. RefSeq names its product zinc finger CCCH domain-containing protein ZFN-like. The record is from RefSeq and is a predicted model, not a curated record. Gene Ontology annotation, molecular function: mRNA binding; metal ion binding. Lineage: Eukaryota; Viridiplantae; Streptophyta; Magnoliopsida; Fabales; Fabaceae. The coding region runs from base 406 to 1686 and encodes 426 amino acids. The transcript is spliced from 7 exons.